This is a messenger RNA of Tripterygium wilfordii, 2714 nucleotides long. RefSeq names its product U-box domain-containing protein 51-like. Lineage: Eukaryota; Viridiplantae; Streptophyta; Magnoliopsida; Celastrales; Celastraceae. Gene Ontology annotation, molecular function: ATP binding; protein kinase activity. The record is from RefSeq and is a predicted model, not a curated record. The transcript has 9 exons. Gene Ontology annotation, biological process: protein phosphorylation. The coding region runs from base 155 to 2458 and encodes 767 amino acids.
AUUAUUACCUCAGUGGUUUUCCUUACACCCAGAUAGCCAGGCAGGGGAAGCUUAACGGUCAGAUUAUUUGCUCCCUCCUCAAAAUCACGUUCACCUCCGCGAGCUCCGUGACCCCGGCGGAGCUUGUGGCGGCGACGCCGUAGAGUUCUCAAAAAUGGCUUCCCCCUUUCCAUCAUAUGACGACAGUCUCUCAUUCGUCAAUGCCACCACGAUUGCCAUUGACAAAGACAAGAACAGCCUGCAUGCUGUCCGUUGGGCGAUUGAUCAUCUUGUAAUCACAAACCCACUUGUCAUUCUCAUCCAUGUGAAGCAAAAAAACAGUAAUCGUAGGGUUUCUGGUGAGAGUUCUGCAGAAGGUGAUGCCGAGGCUGAUGACGCGCUGCAGAUUUUCGUUCCAUACCGAGGAUACUGUGCUCGCAAAGGGGUGCAAUUGAAGGAGAUUGUCAUUGAAGAUAAUGAUGUAUCUAAAGCUCUAUUAGACUACAUCUGCAAAAAUGUAAUCGGCACUAUUGUUGUUGGUGGAUCAUCAAGAAAUGCUCUUACGAGGAAAUUUAAGAACCAAGAUGUGCCAACGUCAUUGAUGAAAUCUGCACCAGAUUAUUGUUCUGUUUAUGUAAUAUCCAAAGGGAAGAUACUGUCAGUUCGAUCAGCAGCACGUCCUGCAGCAAAUACUGCCAUUCCACCUAGGAUUCCAUCCCCACAACUAGCAGACUGUGCCGAAUUCGAGGAUGGACAUAGAGGACAGAUCACAAAGGGAUCAUUAAGGAAUGCAGCGUCGGAGAGGACUUCGUUUGACAGGAGUAGUGAUUACACAAGACCAGUUUGCGAGGGAGCCAGGAGUGCUUCACCUAGUCUCUCGUUGGACAAUAUUGACAUUGGAUUCUCUGCGCCAAGGUCCUCUGUCAGCCGCAACUCUGUUUCUGACGAAACUGAUAUGGUGGGUGGAUUUUCUAGGGGCUCAAUGGACAUUUCAGGACAAGAUUUAGAUUUCUCCAUGUCAAAUUCUCCCAGAAAGUCCUCGGCCUCCGCGCGGGAUAUGGAUGCUGAGAUGAGAAGAUUAAAGCUUGAACUUAAACAAACCAUGGAUAUGUACAGCACAGCUUGCAAGGAAGCGCUCUCAGCCAAAAAGAAGGCUAAUGAGCUUAGUCAAUGGAAAGUGGAUGAGUAUCGUAAAUUGGAGGAAGCUAGGCUCGCAGGAGAGACAGCUCUUGCCGCUGCAGAGAUGGAGAAGGCCAAGACCAAAGCUGCUAUUGAGGCUGCUGAGAUGGCACAAAAACUAGCAGGGAUGGAAGUACAGAGAAGAAGGCAAGCAGAGAUGAAAGCCAAGCGAGAAGAGGAAGAGAAGAACCGUGCUUUGACAGCUUUGGCAAAAAAUGACAUAAGGUAUAGAAAGUACUCCAUUGAAGAGAUUGAAGAAGCUACCAGCAAGUUCUCAGAUUCAAAUAAAGUUGGUGAAGGUGGUUAUGGACCUGUGUACAAAGGAAAACUUGAUCACACUUCGGUUGCCAUAAAAGUCUUGAGACCUGGUGCUGCUCAAGGGAAGAAGCAAUUCCAACAAGAGGUUGAGGUCCUCAGCACCAUUAGACAUCCAAACAUGGUACUACUCCUUGGAGCCUGCCCUGAGUAUGGAUGCCUGGUAUAUGAAUACAUGAGCCAUGGAAGCUUAGAAGAUCGUUUGUUUCGUAAAGGCAACACACCCCCACUUUCAUGGAGAAAACGAUUUAAGAUAGCCGCUGAAAUCGCGACUGCACUUCUAUUCCUCCACCAAGCAAAGCCAGAACCCCUUGUGCACCGGGACCUUAAACCAGCAAACAUUCUCUUGGACAGGAACUAUGUGAGCAAGAUUAGUGAUGUUGGCCUAGCACGGUUAGUCCCACCUUCUGUAGCUGAUACCGUCACACAAUAUCACAUGACUUCAGCUGCUGGGACCUUUUGUUAUAUAGAUCCUGAGUAUCAACAAACUGGAAAGUUAACUACAAGAUCAGAUAUAUACUCACUUGGGAUAAUGCUACUUCAGAUUAUUACAGCCAAGUCUCCAAUGGGUCUUGCCCACCAUGUUGGGAGGUCUAUUGAAAAAGGUAAAUUUGCAGAUAUGCUCGACCCGGUAGUUGUGGAUUGGCCUGUUGAAGAGGCUCUAGAGUUUGCUAAAUUGGCCCUAAAGUGCGCCGAGUUAAGGAAGAAGGACAGACCACACCUUGGGACAGUUAUCGUGCCAGAGCUCAACCGACUUAGAGAUCUUGGAAGAAAUUCUGAGCCACGCAGCAGUAAUAAUGGCUAUACCCAAAGCUCUCGACACGGCAAUAGUGGUCAUACUCGCAGUCAUGGGCAAAGCAGCAGUUCUUACAGUGGCAGCCCCUUGCCACGCUCCCCCUUGUCAAGCAUAAAUCAGGACGUGACGAGUAAGACCUACGAUCUUAGAAGGGAACGUAAAUCUGAUCCAGAAGAUGGCAGUGAAUGAUGAUCAAGAUCCAAAUUGUAGAAGCUAAGAACCGACACUGGAAAUGGGCGUGAAAAUGAGUUCCCUGAAAAACCUGUUAAAACAGGUAGAAACUGUUUCUUCAGCUCCUUUCAGUGACUGGAAAAAAGGUGUUACUUUUGUAUAUUGGAUUUUGAGUAUUAUCACCACUAUUGUGCUUCCAGCAUAAAACAUACCAACUUCAAUGAUGUCAUUUGAACAUUUCAGAUAUAUUGCAAACUGACUUCCUUCCCCAUUC